Messenger RNA from Letharia columbiana, 585 nucleotides. RefSeq lists its product as uncharacterized. NCBI's taxonomy places the organism in Eukaryota, Fungi, Ascomycota, Lecanoromycetes, Lecanorales, Parmeliaceae. The transcript has a single exon. Bases 1 to 585 code for a protein of 194 amino acids. The record is from RefSeq and is a predicted model, not a curated record.
AUGUCUUCGACCUUUUCGAUUAUCAGUGAGGAGUAUGUGACAUACCCUCGCGGCGGCAGGAUCUUAAAGCAGACCAGCGAUGCUAAUGAGAUAUGGUUUGCUUUGCGUGCUACUAUGUCAGCAAAACUCGAUGAAACAGAAGACGAAAGGACUCUUCAACGGUGGUUGAGGAGAAGGCAGGUUCACACGCUAAAUCAGCAGAACCCUGACGAUAGCGCCUCAACACCAGAGACCAAAGGGAGGUCUCCGAAGAACUACUAUCCACCAAUCCUAGGGCCGUCGCGACACUCGAUGACUAUUACCGAGACACCUUACGACGUCGAUCCUAACCGACUACGCAACGGUUACUCGUAUGCCUUCAGCGAUAUCUCCUUCGCGAUCUGCAUACCCAAUGACGGAUUCCAAGCUCUUUUUACCGAGUAUAUUCGGUUCAUCCCCACUCUUCGGUUGUACAAAGACUCAUUUCACUACAUGGAGGAUCUAAAAAUCGAAGUCCAAGCUUUACAACUGGGGACUUCGGGUGCUGAAAGUCUCUAUGAGAAUUCCGUACGAUAUUUGACUCUCUCACAAGAAUGUGUAUUUUGA